Messenger RNA from Medicago truncatula (barrel medic), 2477 nucleotides. RefSeq lists its product as uncharacterized. The record is from RefSeq and is a predicted model, not a curated record. The coding region runs from base 1 to 1254 and encodes 417 amino acids. Lineage: Eukaryota; Viridiplantae; Streptophyta; Magnoliopsida; Fabales; Fabaceae. The transcript is spliced from 8 exons.
AUGGUCUACCCAUGUCAGUCCACAGUCCACCAAGUGUCAUGCCUGUUAAGGCGUAGACGUUUGUUCUUUAAUCCGGUCGAUCUGUACCAGUCCACAAUCCACCAAGCGUUAAGCCUGUUAAGGCGUAGACGUUUGUUCUUUAAUCCGAUCGAUCUGUACCAGUCCAAUAAUGGUGGUUCUGCGAUCCAUACCACAGAUUCAUCCGACGUCCAUUUUGUUGAUAAUGAUCUCGCCUUAAUGCAACUUUUUUACGAGAGUGAAGGACAAGAAUAUCUAGAUAUUGGUAAGAUGAACACUGUUUGUCAGAAAUGUGGCGGUUUGAGUUCAAUACGUUCAGGAUUUCUAUUGGGUGUGGAGGAGGUUGUUAGUCGUGGGGACUAUGAUGCAUCUUUGAUUGGAAACCGUGUUGUUUUGCCAGCUUCAUUCACUGGUGGUAGGAGCUAUAUGUUUAACAAUUGCCAGGAUGUCAUGGCAAUCUGUAAGAAGUUUGGAUAUCCCGAUUUGUUUCUCACCUUUACCUGUAAUCCCAAAUGGGUGGAGAUUCAGUGUCAUUUGUCGAAGUCUGGCAACCAGGCAGUCUAUAGGCCAGAUAUUUGUUGUAGAGUAUUUCAUAUUAAGUUGGAACAGAUGAUGGCUGAUUUCAAAAGCGGAAAAUUUUUUGGAACAGUUAUAGCAGGGAUGUACACAAUUGAGUUUCAAAGGCGUGGGUUGCCACAUGAAUAUAUUCUCUUGUGGCUUGAUCCAAGGGAUAAGUUGGAGUUUCCUGACGAGAGGAUUUAUCCUAAACUCUAUGCAUCAGUUACAAGUUUUAUGAUUCACGGUCCAUGUGGGUUUGCUAGACCUAAUUCUCCAUGCAUGAAGGAUAGGCGUUGUACUAAGUUUUACCCAAAGAAAUUUGUCUCUCGGACUUCUUUUGAUGAGAGGGGGUAUCCUGUCUAUCGGCGUCGAGACCUUGGGUACAAAGUUUUGAAGAAGGAUGUUGAGUUAGACAAUCGUAGUGUUGUUCCGUAUAAUCCUAUGCUUAUUAUGAAGCACAAUGCUCAUAUCAAUAUUGAGUAUUGCAACAAAUCCAACUGCAUUAAGUAUAUGUUAAAGUAUAUAACCAAGGGUGUUGAUAGGGUGACUGCUACAUUAAAGAUGAAUGAUGAGGAGUGCGUUGAUGAGAUACAACAAUAUCAUGAUUGUCGUUACCUUUCUCCUUCCGAGUCGAUAUGGAGGAUUUUCAAGUAUGAUAUCCACAAGAGAUGGCCCUGAGUUCAACCUUUGACUUUUCACCUUAAGGGCGAGCAGAUGGUUUUUUUAAGGAAAAUUCUAAUUUGGGUAACGUGUUGGACAUGAAUAAGAACAAGGAUACGAUGUUUCUUGCAUGGAUGGAGGCCAAUAAGAGACAUGUGGCUGGAAGGAGUCUUACUUAUACGAAAUUUCCAACGAAAUUUGUGUAUGAUUCAGACAAUCGUAGGUGGAAACCACACACAGAAGGGUCAAUCAAUUGGAAGGGAAGGACAAAAUGGUAAUUGUGCAUAAGACUUUUCAGGACUGAAACAUACGGACUAUGGGGAAUGAAAUAUUUCACUUAAAACUUUUACGAUAUUUUAUCGGAUAUUCUAGUUUGAAGAAGAGUGUAGAAAAGGGCAUUUUGGUCAUUUCUUACCUAAGGAUACAAAUAAGACAAAACAUGAAAUUUCUACACUUUUCUCCAUCUUUCUCUCUCUCUCUCUCUCUCUCUCUCCAAAAUUUCAGAUUUUUCUUCUCUCUUCCUCUCUAGCUCACGUCUUCUCUACCUCUCUUCACCCAAUCCACCAAAAAUCAUUAAUUCUUCAUGAAAUCAUCAUGAAAAUUGUUUAAGAGUGUCCCUUGUAGUGAUUAGACCAAGAAGUUCAAGGUUUGAAGUGGAAUCUCAAGUGGGAAGCUUAUUCUAGUAAGAGUUUAUUUCAAACAAGGUUAAUUAUAGAUGCACUUAUGGUUGAGCAUGAAGUUGGUUGAGGUUUGAAAUGCAAAAGUGAGACGAGCCUAUGCCAUUUUAAAGGAUUAAAGACGUACAAGUUAUUAUACAACAUGAUGGUUCGUGAUGAAGAAGCAGAAGUCGCUUGAAGUUUCGCGUCAGUAGUGUUAGUGUUACUUCAGAGGUAUAAGACGAGAAUUUUUGUAUCUUAUUCAGAGGAAAUUUUUAUUGUUGUAAUUUUAAUGUAUCCAUUGCCAAGUUUAACACUCAUGCUAGAUAUCCUAGGUAAUUUCUAGUAGGGGUGUUACAAUGUGUUAUUUUGCUGUUUUGAUUCAUAUUUUUGCUGGAACAUAUUUUACAUGGUCAAAACUUGGAGUUUCUAAAUGGUUUGAAACUUGUGUUUGUGUCGUUCGGUUUUUCGGAAAUUGUCGGAACUUGGAAUUUUGUGAACAAAAAGGAUUGCAAGCUUGGUCUCAUAUAGACUUAGACAAGGCUUGUAAGUUUAGUACAAUGUCUUAAACAUGUCAAACUUGAU